Myiozetetes cayanensis is the source of this 4300-nucleotide messenger RNA. RefSeq names its product polyadenylate-binding protein-interacting protein 1-like. Gene Ontology annotation, molecular function: translation activator activity; RNA binding; protein binding. The record is from RefSeq and is a predicted model, not a curated record. The transcript is spliced from 14 exons. Lineage: Eukaryota; Metazoa; Chordata; Aves; Passeriformes; Tyrannidae. Gene Ontology annotation, biological process: regulation of translational initiation. Bases 1 to 1704 code for a protein of 567 amino acids.
AUGUCGCCACAGGACAUGUUUUUCAAGUCCCAGGACGGUAUUUCUGGCGGUGGCGUUGGGCACCGGAUGCAUGUCCAGUCAUCCGGUGGUGGCUUCCACCAUGGUAGCAAUGUCUUGCCAUAUAUCAACGGCCCAGAUGGGUUUCCCUCUAAGUUUCCAAUUGACCUUCUUCCAUCUGUCCAACCACCAGAGCAUUGGUCACCAUCCACGAAUCCACGUAGAGCGCCUGAGCCACCUCGCCCGAGUUUGUCAGAUAGUUUCGAUCGAUUUCCAGGUACUGGCCGGGGCCGGGGUCGAGGAGAUGCUCUUAACGGCGUGGGCGCGUCGGAGCGUGGAGGUGGGGUCUGUCUUGGGGGCAGCAGUUCCCACAGUUCAGUCUCGGUCGAAAAGCAGCACAAAACAGGCGGCCCCUUCCUGCAGCAGGAACCUUUGCGACCUCCAAAGACAGCGCCGCUGGGCACCGGAAACGCAGGUACUGGCCACCCUUCUAGAGGCCCCCGGUGUCGAAGGUGUCGAGGAGGAAAGAACACCCUGCAACAGGCAAGAAUUCCAUCUGGAUCACAAGGGAAAGUUUCAGUUCCUGAUUCUGGACUGGAAAUGGCUGAAUCUCAGGUGGCUGUGGCUCCUGUAAUAACAUCAAAGUUGUCCGUUAAAGCACCUGAGUUUUAUCCAUCAGGAUAUAACCAGAACUUUCCAGAUUCUUCCUUUGAAGAUGAAUAUGAUGGCUAUCUGACUUUGGCAGAAUAUGUACAAGACUUCCUAAAUCACCUUGCCGAGCAACCAGGUUGUUUUGAAACUGAAAUAGAGCAGUUUGCUGAAACAGUGAAUGGCUGGGUCGCUGCAGAUGAAACUUUGCAAGAACUUGUUGAACUCGUAUAUCAACAGGCCACAACUGUUCCAAAUUUUUCCUACAUGGGAGCACGGUUGUGUAACUAUCUAUCUCAUCAUCUAACCAUUAGUCCACUAAGUGGGAACUUCCGACAAUUGUUACUUCAAAGGUGUCAAACAGAGUAUGAAAAUAGAGAUGAAGCUGCCAAAGGAGAUGAGACUGCUCGAAAACAAUUUCAUGCCUUUGUGUUGUUCUUAGCUGAACUUUACCUUAACCUAGAGAUUAAAGGAACAAAGGGACAGGUUAAAGGAGCAGAAAUUCUUCAAGAAGGCCUUCGGGAAUUACUAAAUGUGCUCUUCUCUAAUCCUGUGGAUAAUAAUUUGAUGUGUGCAGUGAAACUGCUGAAGUUGACAGGCUCAGUUUUAGAAGAUACCUGGAAAGAAAAAGGAAAGAAUGAUAUGGAGGAAAUUAUUUGGAGAAUUGAAAAUGUUCUGUUGGAUACAAACUGUAGCAGGGAUGUGAAAUAUAUGCUUCUGAAAGUAGUGGAACUCCGAUCAAGUAACUGGGGUAGAGUUCUUGGAACUUCUCCACAUACAGAAAUUACCCCUGAAAAUGACCCUAACUAUUUUAUGAAUGAACCAACAUUUUACACUUCUGAUGGUGUUCCUUUCACUGCAGCAGAUCCAGAUUACCAAGAAAAAUAUCAAGAACUGCUUGAAAGAGAGGAUUUGUUUCUAGAUUAUGAAGAAAAUGGAACAGAUUUAUCAGGACCUGGAGAUCAGUAUUUUAAUGACCUUGAUAACAAGAUGGAUCCAGAAAUUGAAGAAGCAUAUGAAAAAUUCUGUCUAGAAUCAGAACAUGAGAGAAAAAAGUGAGGUGUUGUACAUUAAUGUUAGUUUAUUAAACCAGUUAGAGGGAGACAAAAAACAUUUGUACCAAAAAGUUCAUUUUUUCCAAGUACUAAAGUUAUUCAAUUUCCAUUUUAUUAAACAGAAUCUGCCAAAAAUUGUAAACUUAUGCCCUGUAACUUAGUGUUGUGUAUAUAUCGGAGUUUAUUUUAUGGACAGGUACAUGAACAAUGCUUGGGCUGCAAUAAAAUUGAUUUUUAAAGUAUCAUAAUGGAAAUGAAAAUUUAAUCAGGAGCUAUUCCAUAGGAUUGCCCUUGUGGAAGAAAAAGAGGAAGAAAAAAUUAAUUUCAGUUUAAUUGCUUACUUGGUUUAGUAUACAUUAGGACAUAUCCUUUUUACCAUAUACAAGAUCUGGUAUUUAUAUUUUUUAAUUUUUUUUUAACUAAAGAGUAUAUGGUCAAUUAAGUUUUUGGUUUUUUUCUGUAGAUCAUAAUCAUGCAAUCAUGACAAGUGGUUUGUGAAGGGGGUUUUUCUGUGGGGAGUUUUGGUUUUGUUUUGGUUUUCUUUUUCCUUUUCCUUCCUCUUCCAAAACACAUAUGUGUGAGGUCUGGACUCUUUCCUGGAAUAAACGUGUUAUAUAUUGAUAUGUGAAAAAACAACCAGUAUUUUGGAAGUCAGGUUCUUUCAAGACCUUUGGUUUGGGUAAGCUUAUUUUCAACUUUUACAAGCAAAAACCAUCCUCUAAUUUGCUGUGUUCUUCAAGACUACAUGAAUAUAGUUAUGUUUUAACCCAUGCUUCUCCAAGAGUAUAUGCAGUAUAUGCAAUAUUGAUAUAUUUUUUUGAAAGUAUCUAAAAUGUCUAACCUUCCAGCAAUCCUUCUUCCUAUUAGCUGUUAUUGGUUAGACUGAGUAGAACCCCUUGUCAAAACCAAAUGAGAAAUAUUUCCCAAAAGGCUACUGUAAAGAACACGUUAUAAAAAUGCAUGUAAAUAAUUGUUAUGCAUUUGGUGAAAUGACCUGUGUGUCUGCUAACACAGUGAGCACUGACUGUUCUCUGGAUGUUUAUUUAACAUACUCAUUUAGGUUGAAGCUUUGGAAAAGAAAAUUUAACCAGCUUUGUUUCCUUUGGCAUAGCUUUCACUAUCUUGCCUUUUUGCUUAAAAAGAAAUUUUUUUUUUUUUUGCUUUCAAAUAUGCAUUAUAGUAAGGUAAGUGUCUUCAAGAGACUCUACCCUACAUGAUUAGUUUUUCAGCUUUUGUACAGUGGUUUUUUCUCCUAAAAAGUAGCUGUCAGACUCCAGGUGUAUACUCUGUCAACUUGUGAAGACAGUAUGUCUUAGAUGUAGAUAAGAAAUACUCCUAAGUCAUCCCAUACAAAAAAUUUUGAGAACUAGGAAUUGUGUAUUUAAGGCAAUUCAGAUCAAGGUUUGCAAGAAGCUUUAAGCCUGUAUUGCAAUAAGGAAAAAUUUGGUUUAACUUUGUCCUGCUGAGUAAGGAAGACAGGAUAAUCUUUGCCUUAAAUGUUUAACAAUCUGUCCUACUUGUCUUAAAUCUCACAGGAGUCUAAUACUAAAUUAAUGAUGGUGGAAUGAGAUGUGAGAGCAAAAGAAAGAAGCAGGUUUUUUGCUGUCACUAUCACCAUUUGCUGCUUCUCUACUCACUUUUAACUGCCAGUUGUUCUGUGUAUGAUAGAGGUGAGUCUUGAGAGGUUUAAAGAUGACUUCACCUGAAUUUUAACAUUGACAAAUCUCACCAAUUUUAUACAGUGCACUGCGUAAAAGUGUUUUUCAUCUACAAGUUUCUGAACAACACCUCACAAAUAAACAACGCUUUAAUUUUUUUUUCUUUGGGGCAUAAUGGUAAUCCAGUGAAGGCACAGAAGCAUGGAAAGUAAACUUUAGGGUUGAAGUGAAGACUUCUUUAUCAUUGGUUCUGGAAUAUUUACCACUCUUGACAAAUCAAUUGUGAUUUAAGAAAAAUGUGUAGCAUUUGAAAAAUUACACUUUGCUUAAAGUUGUUUCAAACUGGGCUGCAAGAGGUGCUAUUUUGUGUGUGGUUUGCUUUUGAAUGAGUUACAUAUUCAGAAAUUAAGUCAACUUUUUGUCAUGGUUACAGAAGGUUUUUAUUUUAUUCCCUUUUUCCAACUUUGUUUUGGAGGGACUGUCUUGUUAAGAAUGAACAACAUCCCCACCCCGUUUGCCUCACGGGGAGGGGAAGAGGGAAAACAGAACUUUUUCUCUUCCCCGGACCACGUGGGCAAGUGCCUGGAGAGUCCAUGUGGUGCCAUCCUUCACUGGGGCCCCUGCCACCACCACUGGACUGCUACCGCAUCCAGGGAUGAAGGUUAGGGUUUCACAAAAGUGAAACUGACUCAAGACACACCGUACUGGACUGCUGCCACUGCUUGACCGCUGCCACCACUACCUAGACUGCCACUGGAAUGCCACUGCUGCUCCCACCACACAAAACCGCUGCCUAUGCAGGGAGCCCCUGCCACUGCUCUGCAGCUUAGCCAAGCCAAGUGGGGCAAUGCCAGUGCCGGAUGCAGCACUUGGCAGGGAACAAAGAGGCUCUAAACUAACACCACUGCUAGUCAAGAUCUGAGCUUGACCAGGUGCCGUAAA